Myotis brandtii (Brandt's bat) is the source of this 1681-nucleotide messenger RNA. It is a transcript of the gene IGFBP3, whose product is annotated as insulin-like growth factor binding protein 3. Gene Ontology annotation, cellular component: extracellular region. Gene Ontology annotation, molecular function: insulin-like growth factor II binding; insulin-like growth factor I binding; fibronectin binding. Gene Ontology annotation, biological process: regulation of insulin-like growth factor receptor signaling pathway. The coding region runs from base 1 to 564 and encodes 187 amino acids. The transcript is spliced from 5 exons. The record is from RefSeq and is a predicted model, not a curated record. NCBI's taxonomy places the organism in Eukaryota, Metazoa, Chordata, Mammalia, Chiroptera, Vespertilionidae.
AUGGGGCCAGAUGCGGGGGGUGCGAGUGGCCCAGCGGUGACGAUUCCCCGGAGACGUGACCUUGCUCGGUCCUCAGCUCCGCCCCGUGUCCCCCCAGGAGACGGAGGUGAGUCGGAGGAAGAGCUCAGCGCCGUGACCGAGGAGAGCCCGGUGCUGACCCACUGGGCCCCCGCCUCCAAGUUCUACCCCGGCCACACCAAGAUGGACGCAAUCAGGAGAGGGAUCGCCAAGGACAGCCAGCGCCACAGGGUCCACCUCGAUGCCCAGGGCCCGGUCACCCAGAACUUCUCCUCCGAGAGCAAGCCGCACAGGGAAUACGGGCCCUGCCUCCGGGAGAUGAAGGACAUGCUGAUCCUACUCAGGUCCGUGAGCACAUUGAGCCCCCGGGGCGUCCAGCUCCCCAACUGCGACAAGAAGGGCUUCUACAAGAAGAAGCAGUGCCGCCCGGCCAAGGGCAGGAAGCGCGGCUUGUGCUGGUGCGUGGACAAGUACGGGCUGCCCCUCCCCGGCCACGACCCCUCCGGCAAACCGGACGUGCACUGUGACAGUGUGGAGAGCCAGUGACCUGGCGUUCAGAGGAACUCAGAUACCGGUUCUGCACCAAAGACUGCCAAGGCGGUGAUCAGCGUUGGCUGCAGCCUCGAUUAUAUAUCUUUCUCUGGUGAAUCCAUUUCUUUCUUAAAUCCGCGUGUAGGAAGAGACCUCUGCAAUGCCUGGGCUUCUAAACAGUGCGCUCGAGCGGCUUCCCGCGCCCCAGCAGCCAGGGAAACCGUGUGGUUUUCCUCGUCGCUCCUUUCGAACCUCCUUCUGAACUCAAGCACAGGCCGGGCCUCGGGCCACCCUGGGGACCUCACACCCUAGCACCCCUGCCACUUGGGCCUCCCGGGAACGCCAACCUCUGCCCUGGGGUGUCUGGACACACCUGCCUGGCGCCGAGGCCUGCGCCCCUCCACCCAGUAGCGAGCUCCUGCCCUCGGGUGACCGACCCGUCCUGCCUGGGGACAAGUGGAGACCAUGAGGUGGAGUCUUGCUUUUUUUUUUUUUAAAUGACCAAGAAGGUGCUCAGACCCUGGGCAUCUGGAGAAGUGGUGGCUCAGGCAGGCUCUCGGGGACACGGCCUUUGCUGUGGCCCCACAGGGUGGGGACGGGGGGUGAGGGGGGGGACAAGGCCACACCUUUGUCUUCAGAGCCCCCCCAAACAGCGGCACGAUGCUCAGAUGGCGGCAGAAAGGGGUGUUCUCCACUCACAACUCCAAGACCAAGGUAGUUUUUGAGGCUACGUCCUCAGAGGCAAAGGAGGUUCUGUCCACCCCUCACCAUGUGUCCUCUUUGUCACACUGUCACACAUGUGAGUAGCCAUGUAUCUAACCAGAGGGGCCUUGGGGAUCCCAGAAUCGCGCCCUCCUUCUGACUCACCUAUUCACAGAGAAAUGCCUUCGUGAACUGUCACCGUUGCCUGCAUCGUGGUCCAAAUGUAAUAGGACCUGUGCGCAUAGUCUUAGAUGCCCCGUCGGCCACGUGGCCGCACGCCGCCCUCGGCAGGACCAGAGGUUCCCCAGACACUGCCUACCUAUUCGCUUUCCUUUUUUAAUCAAGUUUUCAGGAAAAAAAAAAACAAAAACAGUAUUUUUGAGAAAUUUGUCUCACCAUGUAUUUAUAAUGGGUUAAUAAAGAUUUUACC